Messenger RNA from Hyalella azteca, 4877 nucleotides. RefSeq lists its product as uncharacterized. Gene Ontology annotation, cellular component: membrane. Gene Ontology annotation, molecular function: antiporter activity. Bases 402 to 2984 code for a protein of 860 amino acids. The transcript has 12 exons. Lineage: Eukaryota; Metazoa; Arthropoda; Malacostraca; Amphipoda; Hyalellidae. The record is from RefSeq and is a predicted model, not a curated record. Gene Ontology annotation, biological process: proton transmembrane transport.
AGCAUAUGGGAACACAGUUGUUUGUUGCUGUUCUCUAUUAUCCAGCUCUCUUAGUAAUAUCUGAAGCUCUCUGUUAACUUUGAUCUCAUAUUUUUAGUUUUAUUAAUAUAACAUUUAUGUAUGCUGUUAGUUAUAAUUAGGUUUCUUCAAGUUUUGUUAAUUUACUAUUUUCCCCUGAUGAUUGUACAAACUCAAAUGAAGUGCCACCAAAGUUUACCCUGAAGUGCCACCCAAUUUUACCCUGAAGUGCCACCCAAUUUUACCCUGAAGUGCCACCCAAUUUUACCCUGAAGUGCCACCCAAUUUUACCCAGAAGUGCCAUCCAAGUUUACCCCAAAGUGCCACCCAAGCUCCAAUAACAUUCCACCUUCUGCUGAGUUAUCUAACCCGGGAACUACAGGAUGUUGGAUCCAAAUGACAAGACUCCCAUUGCCAACAAGGCCCAGGAGACCUCAGGCCAUAACCCUGAAGACACAUCCACUCGUGCUGCUGACGAAGACGAAGAAAAUUCUGACUGCUUAAGCACAACUACCUCAACAUCCGCCCUCACCGCCCUCAGCAUCUCACAGUCCAACAUCCCAGGGCACUCGGGCCUCUCCCUACUACCCUCUUCUUACAGCACAGAUCCUUCUGGGGACCCUACAGAGCACGUCCCAACUCCAGUGGUUCCGAAUCCUAGCGGGGUGUAUGAUAACCCUGCUGCAGAUCUCGCCGAAACUCCUCCUUCUGUGACCAAGUUGCCCAAGUCUGAUUCUGCUCCUCAGAGUCCGAGCAAGAGUACGGGUAAUCUAGGAGACGUUCGCCCAAUGCAAGCGUCAAAUACGGCGCUUUUUGGUACCUCUAUAGCUUCCACUUCGGUGUCACAUUCUUCACCCAACAAAUCUAGCUUUCCAUCAUCUAACUCCUGCUUGAUGUCACAAAAAUUUUCCGCUUCCGGGAAUAAUUCCGAUUUUAACCCGAUAUUGUCUUCCUCUGGACCAACCAAUGCACUUGUUGGAGCUUCUAAUAAUAUUGGUCCUUCUGAUGUUCAUAACAGCGACAAUAAUGGCAAUACCAACUACACUGAAUCGGGUGUAUCGGGUUCUAUGUCCCUCAACGCUCUUCCUUCCUCUCUAAAUUGCCUAGAUACAGCACCCAGCAGUUUAAAUGUAAACAUAUCUAACAUCCCUUGUAGUACAGGCGGUUCAGGUUCUUCCACAGCCUUCCCUACUACUGGGAUCACCCAAAACCCUGCCAGUACUAGCAUAAGUACUAACACCACCGCCUCUUAUGUUCCUACCAAUUCUCACACUAACAACGGUCCGUGCUGUGGUACUAACGGCGGCCCCUCGAACGGUGUCAGCACAACAAGUCACAGCCGCUGCAGCAGUUGGGUGUCCGGUGGCCAAACGGUUGGUCACAGCAGAGGUGCCAGCACAGAGGGGUCGACCAUCGACGCCUUCACCACAAGUGCCACGGACAGCAGACGCGGCACCUACAGCGAGGCUGGCACCUUGCCCAUUGGGUCUUUUCCUGAAGGCAGUCUUGGAGGCACCAUCAUCGAAGAGGAGCAUCCUCUGGACAGGCUAAGCGAGAAGAAACUCUCGAGUGAAGAGUCUUCCGCUGCUGGUCGCGACAAUACAGCAAGUGGUGGUAAGAGCAAAAUUCUUCGUGGACUGUGCAGCCUCGGCUCGUGUUUAAAGGAGUGCCGCUGCUGCAGACCAGUCAUGCAGAAGCACAACCCACUGCCCACCACCCCCACCAAGGGCGACCGCUUCAAAUAUGCCUUCACCUGCCCUCCGCACGGCAAGGCUUGCGGGUUACCUCCUCUGCUCGGGAUGCUGCUGUCGGGGAUAGCGCUGAGGAGCUUCCCGGGGAUCAGGAUCAUUGGGGAGAGUCUCAAUCCCAACUGGUCCGCCUCCAUCAGGAACGUAGCGCUGGUGGUGAUCCUGCUUCGGGCCGGUCUGGGCCUGGACCCUAAAGCACUCAAGGCCAUGUCGCUCGUGGUCUUCAGACUCGCCUGUGUGCCCUGCCUCGUCGAGACCACGGUCGUCGCUGUCGUCUCGCACUUCCUCCUCGGCUUCCCUUGGCUUUGGGGCUUCAUGCUUGGGUUUAUUUUAGCGGCGGUGUCGCCGGCGGUGGUGGUGCCGUGCCUGCUGCAGUUGUCGCAGCAGGGCUACGGCGUCGACAAGGGCAUCCCCACCCUCGUCAUCGCUGCCGCCAGCAUCGACGAUGUUAUCGCCAUCUCAGGCUUUGGCGUGAUGCUCGGCAUGACUUUCUCUGAAGGAUCGCUGGCGUGGCAAAUUCUGCAUGGGCCUCUCGAAGUGUUGAUAGGCUUGUCCUACGGGGCCGUGAUGGGCUUCAUCUGCUGGAUCCUGCCUAACAAACACCACCAGAGCUGCUCGUUGCUUCAGUUCGCGAUGCUUUUCACAGCCGGGCUCUUGGCUCUCUUCGGCAGUCAGAGGAUCGAAUUCGGCGGCGCUGGAGCGCUGGCGGUGCUAAGCAUGGCGUUCAUUGCGGGCGUGGGGUUCAGGCGGCAGGGCUGGGGCGAUGACGACAACCCCGUGGGGCAGCACUGCAACGUCGCCUGGGGCUACCUCCAGCCCAUGCUGUUUGCCCUCAUCGGCACGGAGAUACAAAUUCUGAGUCUGGAGCUGGACACCAUAGGGCUGGGGGUGGCGACGCUGUGCAUCAGCCUGACGUGUCGCGUGGUGACGACCUUCUUCGUGGUGCUCGGCAGCGGCCUGAACAUCAGGGAGCGAUUCUUCGUCGCCCUCGCCUGGCUACCAAAAGCUACUGUCCAGGCUGCGAUCGGCUCAACAGCGUUGGACUACGCCGUGCGAAUCGGGGCUGGUGAACCUGAGAUCGCUCUUGCCAAGCAGGUGCUGACCAUCGCUGUGCUGGUGAUCUUGAUCACGGCGCCCAUCGGGGCCAUCGCCAUCAUGACCUCCGCCCCCAGACUCCUGCAGCGUGCUCGUCAACCAGCACCCUCUGACACCGUCUAAUCCAUCACCUCUUAGUAACAUCCUAUUUCCAGAUCGCAAAGAUUGAUUGACGAUAAAUCUUCUACCUUAACAACAACUAAUUUCAAUAGUAAUUCUUUUUUUUACUGUGUUUCGGUUGAUACUUUUCAUCUUAGGUAUUGUCAUUGCACGGAUUUUUAUUCGAGCUUUUAAUUUUUAUGGGACGACUUUUGUAUGGUGAUUUACAUUGCGUUAUGCGCCGUUUUAAAUCUCAUUACGUUCUGGCCCCGUGUUCUUACCGACGGGCAGAAACGAUGUAAAUCUUAUAGCAUUUUUUUAAUGUUCAAAUUAUGAUUGUCCUAAUUUUUGAGUGUCUCCAAAACUAGAAUCUUCUGCUCCAGGCAGCAGUGAGUUCCUUAUUGAAAACUAUCCGAUUUUAUUCUGAGCUACGUUGGUUUCCACUUCAUUGAUGUUCUCUAUUUUGCUAUGAACGUUUUCUAACUGUCACUUGUAACGAGUAGUGUGUUCUCUAGUAACUCUCGGGUUGUGUUAUCAGUAUUACUGAUACGAGCCUUCAAAACAAAUAUGAAGGCUAUUUUUAAUAUACGUCGGCAAAGAUUGCCGCAUUGCGGAUUCUCUACGCUAUUUCUCAAGCAGAUGAUGCCCUGGAUUUUUGUACCACAUUUAAAACAAGUAUUUAAGUACGGCAUUAAUUUGAUAUUUAGUUAGCCAGAGAUGUUCAAGCGUCAUCGCACUUGAUUUCAAAUCAAUAAAGUUUUCCCCUGACUAUCUUAGUUUGCUUUAAGAGUUUAGCUUCGUUGAAUUAUCUUAAGUGAGGAUAAUCUGAAACUUGUUUGAUAUUACAUAUGCACUUAUCGAUCUUAUAUUGUGGAUAUAUUUGAAUUUAACCUGUGAUAUGUUUUUUUCGUUGACCGGGAUACCUAUUUAUUUAUUCUGGUAGGUCUGCGUUUUGUAUAUUUGUUCGAGCCUGUUUAUCUCAUUCAUUAAUGGAGUAGCCUUGCUCAGGGAGUGAAGAAAAUGAAUGUUCAUUAACAUGUGUCCAUGUAAUUAUCACGUCUAUGGAUAGUGUGACGCUGAAUCUAUUGAUUAUAUUUAGCUAAAUUUUUCAUCGUAAGCUUCAUUUCGUCCGCUGAAAGCUCAUUUCGUGAACUUAUGGAAUUGUUUUUUAGUGUAAAUUGUAUGAAUGUAUAGAGAUGAACUUAAAAAAGCGUAUAAUAUAUAAUAAUCACUAUUUCAGGAACUACGGUACUUAAAUAGCUUCACAUGGAAGAAUGGUGGGACGUGUCGUGUCUUGAUCUUUUUCAUUCUUAAAUUUCACUUUAGAUGUUUUUGUCCCUGUGAAAUUUUAAUAGAUUUCGUUUAUUUUCUACUAAUAUUCAACCACUGAACUUUACAAACAAACAAAUUGGGCAGUUAUGACGAGCUUGGCUCGAUAUUAUUAUUUAUAAGGGGCAAUAUUAUUUAGGUAUCUCAUGGUGCCAGUAUGAAAGGUUCUCCCAUUCGAGCGCUGCUCAUGGGCCCUAUUUUACGCUGUGCAUGUCAGUAGACGCAUUUGCUGCGUCUCUUAGCGACUCGGAGUUUGUCAUGUCCACUGAAUUUCCGGCCAAAUUUGUCUACUUUUUCCUCGUGCCUGUUUCUACUUUUGGUUGUACCAGAUGCGUAUGGUUGUGUUUGGUUGUGCUUAGUACCCAUACCUAAUUACGCUUACUGCUCAUAUUUAAUUAGGCUUACUUCUAAUACUUAGUUUUGCUUACGGGCUCGUACUAAGUUUCGCUUUAUGGGCUUUAACGUGUAUGUAUGUUUAGUUACGCCCAGUGCCUGAACUUAGUUCCGCUUAGUGCCUGCGUACUUGGAUUUUCCUAGUGCAAUUACCUUAGUGAUCAUUAAUAGUUUUGUUAUUUGCUUAUGCUUAGU